Messenger RNA from Aspergillus niger, 693 nucleotides. RefSeq lists its product as uncharacterized. The transcript has 6 exons. The record is from RefSeq and is a predicted model, not a curated record. NCBI's taxonomy places the organism in Eukaryota, Fungi, Ascomycota, Eurotiomycetes, Eurotiales, Aspergillaceae. Gene Ontology annotation, cellular component: mitochondrion. Gene Ontology annotation, molecular function: rRNA (uridine-2'-O-ribose)-methyltransferase activity. Gene Ontology annotation, biological process: RNA methylation. Bases 1 to 693 code for a protein of 230 amino acids.
AUGCCACUCGUUCUAUCUAUGAAGUGUUUGCCCGCAACACAGGGCAUUGGCCUGCUUAGUUCUCAUAUUUUAAAGCGAUUUUCAUCCUCAAAACGAUGGCAAGCCCGUCAGCUCAAGGAUCGUUUCACAAGGGAAGCAGCAGUGCAGGGCCUAAAAAGCCGCGCGGCCUUCAAGCUCCUCCAAAUAGACGAGAAAUACCACAUCUUUGAGAGCGGACAAACGGUUGUUGAUUUAGGUUAUGCUCCUGGCUCUUGGUCCCAAGUAGCAGUAGCUAGAACGCAACCACACGGCCGUGUCCUUGGCGUUGACAUUAUUCCGGCCCAGCCCCCCAAGGGAGUGUCUACGAUUCAAGGCAACUUCCUCGACCCGAAUAUCCAGGCCUAUGUACGCGAAUUUGUGCGCGACGCCAAUAGGGGUAGACCACAUCCUCCAAGUACGAUUUUGGAUGCCGAAUACGAUGACACGCAGCUCAAAUCGGAUGCGAACGCGAGCUCUGAUAAGCAAACCGACCCCAAGCAAUGGGAUCGCAACUACUCGGUAGAUGUUGUCCUAAGCGAUAUGAUGAUGAACACAAGCGGUAUUAGUUUCAAAGACCAUGCAGGUAGUAUGCUUUGCAGUUCAGCCAAGAAGUUCUCCGCACUGGAGGGCACUUCGUCUGCAAAUUUUACCAAGGAGCCGAAGAUAAGGCCCUAG